Messenger RNA from Stomoxys calcitrans (stable fly), 4472 nucleotides. It is a transcript of the gene Bx, whose product is annotated as LIM domain transcription factor LMO4-B. The record is from RefSeq and is a predicted model, not a curated record. The transcript is spliced from 5 exons. Gene Ontology annotation, cellular component: nucleus. Lineage: Eukaryota; Metazoa; Arthropoda; Insecta; Diptera; Muscidae. The coding region runs from base 145 to 1203 and encodes 352 amino acids. Gene Ontology annotation, biological process: positive regulation of transcription by RNA polymerase II. Gene Ontology annotation, molecular function: transcription coactivator activity; DNA-binding transcription factor binding.
GAGUGAAACGCGUGAACAAGUCUUGGAAGAAAUUAAAAUACAAGGUGAUUUGGUACGAAAGCUAAAGGCGGCCAAGGAACCCAAAGAAAAGAUCUUUGUGGUGGACCCAAUUGACUUGAUCAGUUUGUUUGUGACCAACAAACAAUGCCCGAUUUAUUUGUAAAUACUUUUGUAAACGCCUCAAUGCUUCUUAAUGCACCUAAAAAGCCGGGCAAGCGUAGAGGACGGAAACCCAAAGCUAAAAAGCUUCCCAUGUACGAUGUCCAACCGCCUCCGCCACCUACGCCCCAAAUGCCACAAUUACCACCGCAACUUUACAACGAUUAUGUUAACGAAUAUCAACAUCAGACGCCGUAUCAUCCACCGCCACCCCCUCCAGCGCAUCACAUGGCUCCGAGCCACUAUAACAGUAUGGUGGGCUACGAUGAUAUGUCUGGUAUGAAUAAGAUGAUGACUAUGGAUAUAACAAAAACCGAACCCAAUGUGGGUCCCAACAAUCUGCAGAAUGCCAACAAUAACCAAACGAAUAAUGCCAACAGCAAUAGCAUAACGGCGGCGGCCAAUAACAACAACAACAAUGGCAGUCAACUAUGUGCCGGCUGUGGCAAACACAUACAGGAUCGAUACUUAUUACGAGCUUUAGAUAUGCUAUGGCAUGAGGAUUGUCUCAAAUGUGGCUGUUGUGAUUGUCGUCUGGGCGAAGUGGGUUCAACCCUCUAUACCAAAGGCAAUUUAAUGCUCUGCAAAAGAGAUUAUUUAAGGUUGUUUGGCAACACUGGCUAUUGUGCUGCCUGUAGUAAAGUCAUUCCGGCAUUUGAAAUGGUCAUGCGAGCCCGAACAAAUGUUUAUCAUUUGGAAUGUUUUGCCUGUCAACAAUGCAAUCACAGGUUUUGUGUUGGCGACCGUUUCUAUUUGUGUGAAAAUAAAAUACUCUGUGAGUAUGAUUACGAGGAACGUUUGGUAUUCGCCUCCAUGGCCAAUCAUCCCAUGCUGAAACGUCAUGUCAACUCAAUUGCCCAAGAUUCACCGACUGGGGCUGGUGGUGCCAAUACUGCGGGAGGUUUAAUGGGGGCCGGGGCAAAUGGUCCACGUACUCCGGGUGAUCUCAACAACAAUGGGCCACAGAGCGGUGGUCCUGGCAAUUCACCCUUUGGUGCUGGUGCUGGAGCUCACAUGAAGAAUUCGCUGGGUGCAUCAAGCUAAAAUACAUCGACAUCUAUGGCCCACAAUCAUAGACGGCAUUUUUGGAUGAAUCGUGGACAUUACCAAAGAAAAUUUUAGAUUGAAAGGAAGAAGAAGAAAAAACAAAACGAAACAAAGCCAGCCCCCUCCCAGUGUGCAUUGACAGACUAAUGACUGAUGAUGCUUUUAAAACAUCAGGAAUUAAGAAGCCCAGAGCAUCAGUCCAUCAGCAACUGCAACUUUGUGUUUGUGAAGAUGCAGCAACAACCAAUCAACACCUAAGAGGAUUUUAGAGUGUUUGUGUUUAAAAGUUGUGUAAUAAGUUGUGAUUAUUUUUGUUUUUCUUUUACAAUUCUUUGGGAAUUACCCAACUUGAGGUUUGUUGUUAUAAACAUUAUCUAUGUUGGACAAUAUUUUGUAUAUUUUUGUUUUGUAUUUUUACGUUACAAACCUACAAAAAAGUGUGUGUGCAAAAGAUUUUGUCUAAUUUGAAAACAAUGUUGUGCCAAAUGGAAAAAACUUCGUUUUUUGUAUUCCAAAACGGGAACGGGACGGAGAAGUACUAGGGACAGAUGGACGGACUGUCGGACUUAAACCUACCACUAUGUAAUUAAAAUAUGAUUUAAACGAUAAUUUUUGCUAUACAUUUAUACAGAGGUCAUAUUGACUUUGCAAAUACUUUGUUAUCAAAUUUGAAUAUGUUUUGAAAAAUAUCCAUGUUAAAUAUGAAGAAUAUUUGUAAUUCUUAUAUAGAAAAAAAGUCUUUAGAAUAUCAGUACAAGAGCUUAUUUCAUUGAUAUUUAAAUGCGAUAACAAAAAUUUGUAUAAGAAAAUUAGAUUGACCUGUGAGUUCAAUGAGCAUUUUUAAUAUAGCAAAAGUUUUCUUAUGUAAAAUUGCAAGCAAAUUCUUAAGCCACAAAAUUUUGUAAGCAAAUUCCGCACUCUUAGGGCUCAGUAAUAGAAAGUUAUGUCAUUUUCCGACAUCAAAAGAUUUAUGAAUGAAUUCACAAAUGGACGGUCGCGUAGCUUACAUAAAACUAAACGUGGAAAUGCCCCAUUAACAUUGUGAAUGUCAAAAUGGUGGCGAUUUAAGGCCUGGUUAUGCUCUCAUGGUACAAUUCAAGGUAUAUUCAUUUACAGGUAGUGGCAAUAGCCCGAAAACAAAAUAUUGAGUACACUAUUUUUACUAAUUCGCGCCAUUUUUCGUUGUUUAUGUGUGUUAUAGUUCUUGGCUAUAAUACACACACUCAACCAAAACUUGUUGACAGAUAGUGCACUUCGCGGGAAAAAUGAUACUCAGCUGUUUACGGUACACUACCUGGUAAUUAUGUCAUGGCACAAUUAAAAGGUAGGGUUAUUAGCACAACAACAAAACUCUACCUCCAAAGAAAAUACCUUGAGUGGCAAAUGCCGUAAAUUGAAAUAUCAACGUGGUUUUAGAAAUAAACUUAGUUUUACAUCUUAUCUUCUUCAAAUGUGAUUUACUUUUGUAUUUUCAUCAUAAUAACACUGUUUUAUGGUUUAUGUAUGGAAUAUCCUAUCAAAUAGAACAUCCCCUUGAGAUUUUAGGAAAAAAAACACAGCUGUGUUAUCAAGCCUUUGAAUUGUACUCAGCUGUUCGCAUGACCUCACCUUAUAAGUACAUUCUGUUAUGCUGUCGUAAAUGUAGAAAAACGUGUCAGCUGUUUUGUUUUGCUUUAUGAAAACACUUGCAAAAUAUUAACAAACGUCUGCGAGCGUAACAGGAAGGAGAGAGUUCAAUCGGAGGAAAAGAACAAUUGAAAUAUCUGUGAGAACAUAAGAAGAAUUCAUAAGAAGUGAGUAGGGGGUAAAAGCCCCCGUUAUGUCACAAACAUCUGGCUGAAAUAACACACCCCCAACCCAGUCUUUAACUCCAUCUUGCAGCCGAUAACUCAUAUCUCGGAGGGAAGGAGCCAACUCCUGGAGUUCUCCUCAACUCAUUUCUCUUAGCCAAUCUCGAGAAAUGAGUCCUAUAACCUUUCCAUAAUAUCGCGGAUAGUCGACAGGAAUUUACGUCGUGCGCAUAUGCAGUAGUACGACGUCGUCCGCCGAUGCGAUCAUUCUCACGCCAUCUCUCUUCAGAUCUAACAAAAUUUGGUUUAUCACUAGGUGCCAGAGAAUAGGCGUAAACACGCCUCCCUUCGGAGCUUCUCUUGUCAUCCGCUUUCUGAGGACACCAUCUCCGAAGUCUGCGUUGAUAAUCCAUAUACACAUACUGAUUUCGAUCCGGCAUGGGACGAUUAUAAGCACCACUUUAGUUGAAACUCUGAGCUCCAAUUUGUUUCGUGUCAUAACGAGAAGCUUAUCUGAGAACUACCGGCCGUGUCUAUAGGUUGCGGAUAGUGGAAUGCUUCGUAUAUGGAGUAGCUGCAAUUGCAGUCGCGGACAAUCAACGGUAUCGAGUGGAGAGUAUCAGUGAGAGGCCGGACGGCAAUGGCUCUUGCUUAAAUACUGAGCAAGACAUAUUCAUUUACCGGUAGUGGCAGUUGCUCAACAACAAAAUAUUGAGUGCACUUAUCUCUCAAAAACAAUGAUUAGUGCAACUCUGAUUUUGUGUAUGUUACUAGUUCGCGCCAUUUUUCGUUCUUUGUGUAUGGUAUGGUUCUUAACUAUAAUACACACAUACAACUAAAACUCGUUGAGAGAUAGUGCACUUCGCGAGAAAAAAUUGUACUCAGCUGUUUACGGUAUACUACCUGAUAAAUAUGUGUGUCAUGAUACUGCUAUUCUCGAAAUGACAAGGCGAUCUAUUGGAGUUUUUAAAUACCCAAUGACCGUAGCGUUCACUUGGCGAACGGUCGUGUGGAGCGGAACGAGCUUGCUCACUUUUGAAGCUUAACUAGGAAUGCUACCUCGACAUACAACAUCAGCAACAACAACUAAUUUCGAAAACUGUAAAUACCUUCCCAGAAUUUCUUUUGAGUCUAUGGUUAUGGCACAUAGCUCUGCCUGAAAUGUUCUGUGUGUCGAAGUACAGCCCCAAUCCAGUCCCUGCCUCCUGAAACACUUCUCAAUCUACCCACCCCAUCCAUAGUGUCCAGAAGGGAACCUUGGCCGUAUUCAGUCUUCCAGUGCGACUUAGGGCGCUGACUGUCGACCCAUCUCCUCGUUGUUAAAUGCCCUCUCAAUAUUCAAGAAGGUUGCCAUCGCGUACUUCUUCAGUUGGAGAAACGUCUCAACAUCUCGCAUCACUGCAUGGAGGAACGUCUUAUCCGACGUGCACUUGUGUUAUGUCUGAAGUUCUCAGACGUCAGACACCCCCCCCCCCC